AAGAUACAUUCGCGCGUCAUAUUCAAUUUUCAAGGAAACCAAUGGCGCCUAUUGCAAACACUCAGACGUACAUAGUAAUUAAUAAUGCAAGGUUGCAAUGUGCAAAAUAACAUAACAGUGCAGUACUAUAAAUUCUAUUUAGAUUUUAUUUUAAAGGAUAUGAAUUAUUAUCAUAUUCAGUUAAUUCUAAAGGUUUUGAUAUUAUACUGACUUGGUCUUUAGAAGUUUUUGAUAACUUUUGAUAUAGAGUUGAAAUAAAAAAAUAAUGAGUAAUAACAUUUUAUUUAAUCUAAGUAAAAAUACUUGAAUAUAAGUUACAUCAUAGAAAACUGCGUUUAAUAGUUACAAUCUCUACUCAUAGUAGAGAAGGGUACUGUACGGAAUAUAAGUAGUUAUUGAUUUUAGGGAAUCACCCACCACAUAGGCAUCAGUAUAGAAAGUGUAGUUAUAUUUUUAUUGUAAAUUUUAUCAAAUAUUAUGAAACACUGGUAGUAUUAAUUUACAGACUGAUAUAAUAAAAAUAAAUGAGUCUUAAAAAAAAGAUUAAGUAAAUUUAGUCUCAUCCUUUGUAUGUGAAUGAUAAUUAAACAUGAUAUUUGAUUUAAAAACGCCUACGUACUUCCUAAAGGUUAGAAGAAAUACAAAUUUGAGGCAUAAAUAUAAAUGAGACGUCAAUAAGUAAACAAAAUAAAAGAUAAAUACAGUAUUUAUUAAAUAAUAAAAAUGAUGGAAAAAGAAUUUUGAAUAAAAAAUUACAAUCAAAAUUUAGAAAUACAUUUAAAAAUUUCCUAGCGGGUGAAUUUAAAAAGUAACAUUUUAUGAGGGUUUUUUUAAUGUUAUAUAAAAUGUUAACAUUAGUGCAAUUUCGAAAUAAAGUGUUCAAUUAUAAUAAAAUACUGAAAAAAAAGAUAUUUAUUGGUUGUGGUAGUUGUUUUUUAUUAUGUGUAAUUUUUUAUGCUAAUCAUAGGUCUAUAAAAAAUUUAGCUAUAUCUUUGAUAAGCGCUACAGAUGAAGACAUAUCGUGCUAUGAUGAACCACAAACACUGGGUUCCACUGAAUAUUUUAAUAAAGGUGAAGAACAAUCAAUGCAAGAUGACCAUAAUAUUUUUUUCCACGAAACUUCAUGUUUCGGUGAUAGAGAAAUUCUUCUGAAUGCAAGACAAGCAUGUGCUGUUGAGUCAGCAGCCAAAAUGAAUCCUGGGAUGAAGGUCUAUUUAUCCUUCCUCAGUCAUAGAAAAUUUUCAAAUUAUACUAAAAUGAUUAUUGAUAUUCUUAUGAGCUAUAAAAAUGUUCAUAUUCAUCGAAUAAGUAUGGAUCGAUAUGUUAAAGACACUCCUCUAGAAGAAUGGUGGGCAAGUGGAGUAUUUAAAUCUAGCCGAUGGCCUCGAAGUCAUAUGUCUGAUAUACUAAGAUACCUAACACUGUGGAAAUAUCCAGGAAUUUAUUUGGAUUUGGAUGUAGUUGUGAUAUCAUCUCUAGAACAUCUUUCAAAUUUUGCUGGUGCCGAAGAUUGGGAAGAUGUUGCUGCUGGUGUAUUAGGAUUUGGUGCGAAUCAAGUAGGUCGAAGGAUUGCUGACGCUUGUUUACGAGAUCUAAAAAAAAAUUUUCGAGGUGAUAUUUGGGGUAAUAAUGGGCCAGGUGUAAUAACACGAAUACUUCAAAGAAUAUGUGCUGCUAAAUACGCUCAAGAUAUGACAAAGGCACGAUGCCAUGGUUUUAACGUUUAUCCACCAUCAACGUUCUAUCCGAUACACUACAAAAAGUGGAAAUUAUAUUUCGACGCCAAAAAACGAAAUGAAACGUUAAGAAUGAUUGAAAAAGCAUUAAUAAUUCAUGUAUGGAACAAACUUAGUCAAUUCGAAACAAUACGUAUUGGAAGUGAUGUACCUUAUGCUAUAAUUGCCAAUCAAUAUUGCCCAAAAAUUUUUAAUAAUUGUAGUAAAUUUUUUUAAUUGAGCUAAAGUAUUAAAAAUUAUAUUAUUCUAUAACAAAAAAGUACACUCUAACAAAAGUAUGUGAUUUUUUCUUAAUGAAUGUAAGGUAAGUUUUUAUAUGUACAAGUAUUAUAUACAAUGAUCAACAGAUUGCAAUAUAAUUUUGCACUUU
Messenger RNA from Chelonus insularis, 2106 nucleotides. RefSeq names its product lactosylceramide 4-alpha-galactosyltransferase-like. Gene Ontology annotation, biological process: glycosphingolipid biosynthetic process. NCBI's taxonomy places the organism in Eukaryota, Metazoa, Arthropoda, Insecta, Hymenoptera, Braconidae. The transcript has 4 exons. The coding region runs from base 819 to 1952 and encodes 377 amino acids. Gene Ontology annotation, molecular function: alpha-1,4-N-acetylgalactosaminyltransferase activity. The record is from RefSeq and is a predicted model, not a curated record.